Molecule: messenger RNA, 15770 nt
Organism: Dermacentor silvarum
Lineage: Eukaryota; Metazoa; Arthropoda; Arachnida; Ixodida; Ixodidae
Gene: kis
Product: chromodomain-helicase-DNA-binding protein 7-like
Exons: 57
Coding region: 313-13413 (4366 amino acids)
Molecular function (GO): ATP binding; ATP-dependent chromatin remodeler activity; protein binding
Source: RefSeq, a predicted model, not a curated record
CUUCUGCUCGUCGGAGGAGAGUGCGUGCGGUAUUUGCAGCCACUUGCGUGGGUAGGACUUGUUCGAUUCGGCCCGUGGCGGCGUAACCGUUGCGCCAGGCGUUCUGGCGAGCACGACCUGGCGAGCUGCGAAUGUUGAACGUCGGCGUAAUGAUAAUGGAGUGAAGAGUUUCCAAGCGGUCCUGAUGUUGGACAUCGCACGAACAUUGUGCUUUUUUCUUGGGAGCAAGCGUAGCGAUACAAGGAACCUCUUGUGUAAAUGGAAGAAAGCUUCAAAGCAGUUUGAAGCUUUCGGUGUGGUAUUCAUGGAACUAUGAACCUAGAUCCGUUGUCUUUUGCUUUGUCUUAUAUUAGUUACUCUGUGUCCAGCUUGACAAAGAAGAACUUCAAGUCCAGUGUUCAAGAGAUUUCCCGCCUUGUCGCCCUGCACGGGUUUGAGGCAGAGCGGCAUCUGCUUCGUUGCCUUUUUUCCCACGUUGACUUCAGUGGAGAUGGUAAAAGUAGUGGAAAAGACUUCCAUCAGACCCAGUAUUUGAUCCAGGAGUUUAGCUCCAUUCUUUCCAAGCCCAAUCUUGUCUCAAGUGUGUGCUUUUCUAUAGAGAAUCCUCUUCACCAUCAAAAGAGUCUUCGACCAAGCCCCUUGCUUCUGCCCCAUAUCAGCCGUGUGCUAAGACUGAACCGUGUGCAAGAAGUUGUUCUUGGCACUUGUUUGCUUCAUUCCUCCAGUGCAGAGCUCUGUAGUUGUGCUACACAGUUCAUUCGACUCAAGCUUCCUGACCUUUUACGGUCGUACACAGAUUCUGACUCAUCCACACAGGAGGGUGAUCUUCAGGAUUGCUCUCCUGAGGUUCUUCACCUUUUGCUUGUAGAGUUAUUGAACAAAAACUCUGAGCACUUUGGUGUCACUAAUGAACUGAAAGAGUCUUUCUUUGAGAAUCUCCGUAAAGAUUUUCCUCAGGAUAGAGUGCCGGUAGUUUUAGCACCCCUGCUUUACAGCGAAGCAUCUGAUGUGCUCAUGGUAAAAGGAAUGACUGAGCCAGCUUCAAACAUGUCGAAACCUAUGGAACUGUCACACGUAGACCUCAUCAAAGAAGUCGGCUAUGGAUUCACUGCAAGUGUGGAGGAGUGUCGCCAGAGCCUCAUCCAGAUGGGUCUGCGGGACCCUGGGCCAUGCAUGGUGGCCAGAGUUCUGUCCAUGAUGGCCAACACCCAUACAGGCCUUUCUGAGCCACUCCAGGGCCUUGGGCCAUCAGCGGCAUCUGCUUGGGGGGCUGACAAGGAUGCCAAUACAAGCCAUGUUACUUGGAACAUUGACAUUUUCAUUCAGGCACUCUAUGACUUGGUACCAACGCUGAACUGGAAAGAAGUCGUUAGUGAACUGGACUUUCCAGGCUUCUUUGUGAAGGAUCGACAAGGCCUGAAGAUACUCUGGCAUGGCUUGUGCAGAGGGUUGGGCAGUGAGCCCUUCCCUACAGACCGCUUGUACAGAAUUUGGAGGAACCCAGAGUCCCAGCUGUCAUUGUUUCUCCAGAUUAUGAAAAAUUCUGACAUUGUUUGCCUGACUGACUACAAGUACCGGCCUGUGUCCAUGGAGAUUUUGAAGGCACUUCCUGAAGAUGACAACAGAGACAUUGCCAAUUGGAAAUCUUUGGACCUUGUAGAGACUCUCCUGACCUUGUCAGAGAAAGUGCAGUACUCAUCGCAUGUACAUGAUUUGUUCAAAUACCCUGUUCAACAUUGUCCUGACUUGCUGAUGCUUGGGCUUCUACAAGCUUCAGUGAGUCCAGAUGGACCCAUGCAAGGGUUUCGUCAGGAACUCUUGACAAACCUUGUGUUUGUGUUUCUCAGCAAUCAUCCAAAUUCUGCAAUAGUGCUGCAGGCAGCUUGGAAUGUUCAGAACCAUGCCAAUGUGGUUCGGCCCUUGAUCAUGCACACCAUGGCCGACUGGUACAUGCGUGGUGGAGAGAGUGAGCAAGGACGUCUCUCUCGAAUUCUGGAUGUUGCUCAAGACCUGAAGGCCCUCUCUGUUCUGUUGAGCAGCAACUCCUUUCCUCUGGUGAUUGACUUGGCUUGCUUGGCCUCACGCAGAGAAUACCUCAAGCUUGACAAGUGGCUCAAUGACAAGAUCUUUGAGCACAAGGAGGCAUUCAUUCAAGCCUGUGUCAAUUUUCUGAAGCGUAGGUGUCCCCAGAUUAUGGGUGGCAUAGUCAAGGAGGAAAAUUUGCCAAAAAGUGCUCAACUACCAACUGAAACACUGGCUACUAUGCUGUCCUGUCUCCAGCAGUAUGCAGGCAGUGUUAGUCAGGAACUUUCGGAAACCAUCUUGACCAUGUCAGGAAAUUGUAGUAUUCUGCUGAACAAGCCACGCCAACCACCACCAGGUGUCGUCAAAACACCUAGGGGCUUGGAGCCGGCAUUUUCAGCGGCCAGCCUCAAUCCAUCUCAGGCUCCUCAGCAGCAGCAACAACAGCAGUCUGCACUUCCUUCACCUUCGGCAUCAGCUGCCUCGGUGCCAGGAAUGGGAGGUGCUUUAGGAAGCACAUUGGGUCCCAUGGGUUCUCCAUCUUCGUUGGGUGCAUACCCUACGCAGUAUUCUCAGGGAGCUGGCACUGGUGUGCCUUCUGCGUCUGUUCCAUACACCCAGCCGAGGCAACAAAUGCCUCCAGCAGCUUCUGCACAGCAGCCUCAGCAACUGCCUGCACAGCAGCAGCCACAUCCUCAGCUCCCGCCAUAUGGUCCACAGGCUCAGCAGCAGCUUAUGCAGAACUCCCAGUUGCAGCCACAACCGUUACCAUCGCAGUCCUUACAGCCACAGCCUCUGCAACCUCAGUCAUUGCAAUCCCAAAGUCUGCAACCUCCGACUUUACAGCCCCAGGCCCUACCCCCCCAAGGAUUGCAACCUCAAGCGAUGCCGCCUCAAGGCUUGCAGCCGCAGACGUUGCAACCACAAGGCCUACAGCCCCAGGGUCUGCAACCACAGAGCUUGCAGUCUCAGCAGCAGACAUCAGCUUCAGUUGGCAUGGUGGCUGCUUCUUCAGCAUCAUCAGUCCCUCCACCUAGCCCCACUGUGUCUACAUUGUUUCCCAGCAUGGCAGACAGCUACCGACCUCCGAGCCAGCCUCCUUCACUGCCCACACCCAUGAUCUCUGAUCAGGACCUGCAAAGUUCACUGCCUCCACUGCCUUUGGCGGGUGUGCCAAGCGUGGUGCCAGCUUCUGUGGAUGAUCUUUGCCCUCUGGAGGGUCCCCUAAGCAGUUCUCUGGAUGGGCCAUACACAUGCCCAUUACCCCCUGAGGACCCUUACCUCCUGCCACCUGAUGACGUGCUGCCUCCUAUUGAGCCUAUGACCAAGCGCAAGCCCAGCCGGAGCAAAAAGAAGGCCAAGACGUCUCAGGAAAUGCCCCCUCUGGGCUUGGGGCCUGGGGAGAGCCUCAUGCCUCCUGAUUUCAUGAUGCCUCCAGAGAGCCCAGGUGGCAUGCCCCUGCUCCUUCCACAGCCACCCGGUAUGGAGGUUCCACCUCCUCCGCCUCCUCCUCCUGCAAAGAAGAGCAAGAAACGCAAACCCAAGGAGCCGAAAGAAGGAGAGCCUCCCAAGGAGCCCAAGCCUAAGAAGCCGAAGAAGCCCAAGGCUCCCAAGCCUCCUAAAGAACCAAAAGAGGGAGGGACCCCACGGCGUAAGAGCAAGUCCAAAAAGAAGACCGCUGCUGAGCAGGAAGCAGCAGCAACGCAGUUGGCAUCAGCGGACGUCCAGGAUCCUGCAGCUCCUUUGGCAGAAACAGCCCCUGAACAAACCGAAGGAAGUAGCACAGUUGAUGCAGCUGUAGCAGCAGUAGCAGCAGGGACAUGCACAUCAGUACCAGUUCCAUCAACUAUUGAUGGGCACUUGCCAGCAGAUGAAGUGAAAGCAGAUGGAGAGACUGCUCAGCCUGCAGAAGAAGGCAAAACGCCAAAAAAGAAGUCUAAAGAAAAGAAAGAGAAAAAAGAACCAAAAACACCUAAGGAAGGAACACCUAAAACACCCAAGGCACCAAAGAAAAAGCUUCCCAGGUUGUCACUCAAGUUCAGCAAAAAGAAGAAGCGCAAACGGCUGGGCUCCUCAGACAAGUCUGAUUUGGAAGGCACUCCGCCUCCUUCUCCUGAAGAAGGUGAUGGAGGUGUGCAGAAGCGACGUUCAUCGCGGAACACCCACAGAAAGAAGUACACUGAUGACAUUGAACUGCAGUUGAGUGGUGACGAGGCUGUUUUAGAUGGUCUGCAUGCUUCCCACGCCCUUCGAGGGCAGGAAACGAAGAAUGUCCAAGUUCUUGUCAAUGUUGUCACUGAAGACACCAUGGUUGUUGAAAAAAUCCUCGCUUCUCGAAUGGCCACCAGGAAAUCCGAAGAGGAGGACAAGGAACCUGUGGAUGUCGAGGAGUUUUUUGUGAAGUAUAAGAAUCUUUCAUACAUUCAUUGUGACUGGAAGACUCUGGAAGAGUUGGAGAUGACUGAUAAGCGUGUGCUGCAGAAAGUGAAGCGUUUCCGUCAGAAGAAGGACAACAUCAACUCAAUCUUUGACUUCCUUGAAGACGAGCCCUUCAACCCCGACUAUGUAGAGGUAGAUCGGAUCUUGGACAUGACCGAGACUGUAGACCCCAUAGAAAGUGACUAUGCAAAUCAGGCAGAUGUCAAAGAUGAGAAGCCAACAACUAAGACUGAAGAAAACAUUGCUGAAGAUGAGGGAAAGGCAGAACCAAUGGAUACUACUGAGCCUGUGGAGCAGAAUGGAGAUGGGCAGGAGUGUAAGGUGCAUGAACAAACAGAAAACCAAGGAACAGGGGAUAAUAAUGGAGAAGAUGACACUGGAGAGGCUAAUACUGAAGAACCUCAAAAUGGCACUUCUGAGACAGUGGAAGAAGCCAAGAAAGAAGACAGUGGUGAUGCCUCUGAAAUUUUGAGUUCGCCAGCAGCUGCUAGGGAAGGCCCUGAUAGUAGCAUGUGUGAAGAUGAGACAAUUUCACUUCCCCAGCAGCCAAUCAAAAAGGAGCUUCCUGAUGAAGAGAUGCCUGACAGCGUAAUACCAGAGGCUGACAGCGUAAUACCAGAGGCUGACAGCGUAAUACCAGAGGCUGACAGCGUAAUACCAGAGGCUGACAGCAUAAUACCAGAGGCUGACAGCAUAAUACCAGAGGCUGAGAGCGUAAAGCCAGAGGAUGACAGUGUGUUUGAGGACAAUGCUGCAACCACACCUGUCAAGUCUGAUGGCCUUUUGGAACCAAAGGAAGAAAAGCCUGAACAGGGCAAGGCUGGCAGCAGUGAUGAGUCUGACAGCAGCAAGCCGAAACUGGUGCGCACUACACACAAGCACUAUUUAGUCAAGUGGAGAGGUCUCUCCUAUGAGGAAAGCACAUGGGAAUUGGAAGAAGAUGUGGAUCCACUAAAAGUUGAGCACUUCCUGAGAUUUAAAGACCCUCCCCCUAAGGAGAAAUGGAAAGUGAAGAAGCGGCCUAAGCCGUCUGAGUGGAAGCAGAUAGACGAGUCGCCAGUGUACAAAGGAGGGAACACAUUGAGAGAGUAUCAGCUUGAGGGUCUUAGUUGGCUGACCUUCUGCUGGUACAAUGGACAAAACUGUAUCUUGGCCGAUGAAAUGGGCUUGGGGAAGACUAUACAGUCAUUGACCUUCAUCAACGAGAUAGUGAAAUAUGGUAUCAAUGGACCAUUUCUUGUGAUUGCUCCACUUUCAACUAUUGGCAACUGGCAGAGAGAGUUUGAAACGUGGACUGACCUAAAUGUUAUCACCUAUCAUGGAUCGUCAGCAAGUCGCAACAUGAUCCAGGAGUAUGAAAUGUACUACAAGGAUGAAAAUGGGCAGCGCAUUACUGAUGUGUUCAAGUUCCAAGUGAUGAUUACGACAUUCGAGAUAGUGCUCAGUGAUUGCUUGGAGCUGCAGGCACUCCCCUGGCGUGCCUGUGUGAUUGAUGAGGCCCACAGACUGAAGAAUCGAAACUGCAAGCUCCUAGAAGGGCUCCGAAUGCUCAAUCUUGAGCACAGCGUUUUGCUGACUGGAACCCCAUUGCAAAACAACGUCGAAGAGUUGUUCAGCUUGCUGAAUUUCUUAGAGCCUAGCCGUUUCAGCUCCACUGAGACAUUCAUGGAGGAGUUUGGAGACCUGAAGACUGAAGGGCAGGUCGACAAGCUCAAAGCAUUACUGAAACCCAUGAUGUUACGUCGUCUCAAAGAGGACGUUGAAAAGAGCCUGGCUCCUAAGGAAGAAACCAUCGUUGAGGUGGAGCUGACUAACAUCCAGAAGAAGUACUACCGGGCCAUUUUGGAACGCAAUUUUGCCUUCUUGACAAAAGGUGGAGUGGGCACAAAUGUCCCGAAUCUCAUGAACACCAUGAUGGAGCUACGAAAAUGCUGCAUUCAUCCUUACCUAAUCAAAGGGGCAGAGGAGCAGAUCCUGCAGGAGUACCGGCUUCAGCAUGGUGAAUCCUUGGAGAUGUCACUCAAUGCAUUGGUUCAAGCAUCUGGGAAGCUGGUUCUGCUGGACAAACUACUUCCUAAGCUUAAAGAUGGUGGCCAUCGUGUGCUUGUUUUCUCUCAGAUGGUGCGCUGUCUGGACCUGCUUGAGGAUUACCUUGUUCACAAAAGGUAUCCCUAUGAGCGAAUUGAUGGAAGGGUUCGUGGAAACCUUCGUCAGGCUGCCAUUGAUAGGUUUUGCAAACCAGACUCCGACAGAUUUGUGUUUCUGCUGUGCACACGAGCAGGCGGAUUAGGCAUCAAUCUCACCGCAGCUGACACUGUCGUAAUUUUUGACUCGGAUUGGAACCCACAAAAUGACCUUCAGGCACAAGCUCGUUGCCACCGAAUCGGACAAUCAAAAGCUGUCAAGGUGUAUCGUCUCAUCUGUCGGAACACGUAUGAACGAGAAAUGUUUGAUAAAGCCAGCCUGAAGCUUGGUCUGGAUAGGGCAGUCUUGCAGUCAAUGAACUCUCAAAAAGAGAGUGUUGGAAUGAAUCAGCAGCUGACUAAGCAAGAAAUUGAAGAUCUGCUUCGGAAGGGUGCCUAUGGAGCCAUUAUGGAGGAUGAUGCAGAUGGCAAUAAUUUCUGUGAAGAAGACAUUGAUCAAAUUUUGUUGCGUCGCACGCACACCAUCACCAUAGAAUCUGAAGGGAAAGGUUCUACAUUCUCCAAGGCCUCCUUUACUGCUUCAUCCACGCGUAGUGACAUAGAAAUUGAUGAUCCCAACUUUUGGGAGAAAUGGGCCAAGAAGGCAAACUUGGAUGUGGAUGAGCUGAAAGGCAGAAAUGAGCUAAUCUUGCAAGAACCUCGGAGGCGCACUCAGACCAAGCGUUUUGGGACUGAUGACAACAUGCUGGACUUGUCAGAGCUGGAGUCUAGCGAUGAGGAUGAUGAUACAGGUGUUCGCACUCGAGGAAGCCGGCGUUCACGUCAUCGGGACUCGCCUAUAAUCGGUGGCCGAGCACGUCGAGGUGGUCGAGCUAACCGUGGUUUCUGUGAGGAUGAAUUCUUGGGUGAUAUUGCGCCUGGAAACUGGACACGCACCGAGUGCUUCCAAGUGGAGAAAGGAUUGCUCACUUUUGGUUGGGGCCGUUGGGAAGAGAGCAUAGCAAUCGGGCUUUGGCGACGACGAGUCAUGCCAAAAGAUGUUGAGGACAUCUCCAGGGUUGUGCUCUUGUACUGUUUGCGGCACUACAAGGGUGAUGAGAAGAUCAAGGGCUUCAUUUGGGAUCUGAUAGCACCGUCUGAAGAUGGCGAGACCAGGAUCCACAAAAAUCACUCGGGUUUGUCAGCACCUGUGCCAAGAGGGCGCAAAGGCAAGAAGCUAAAAAAUGGUAAAGGAGAGCCUGAUUCACCUGACAUGUUGGCUGACUGGGCUCGGGAUGACCAGUACAACCCUGACCUCCUUCUCUGUGAUGAUGGCUAUCGUAAGCACUUGCAUCGGCAUGCUAACAAGGUUCUCCUGAGGGUUCGCCUUCUCUACUACCUGAAACAUGAAAUUAUAGGAGAUUUGCACCAGCAAGUAUUUGCAGGAGUGCCAGCCAGGGAUAUUCCUAUUCCACCGCCAGCAGCUGAUGGCGAACCUCCAGCUCCUUGGUGGGACGAAGAUGCUGACAAGUCCCUUUUGAUAGGGGUGUACAAACAUGGUUAUGAAAGGUUUAACCUGAUGCGCCAAGAUCACACCUUGUGUUUUCUGGCACGAUGUGGUCCUCCUGAUGGUGCUGCCCUUCUUGCAGAAAUGACAGCGAAUCCUGAGGACCUAGAAGACAAGCGUGAAGAAGGAAAGAAGGACCUUGAUGAAGAAGAGCCUGUCUCUCCUGAGCCAUCUACAUCUUCAGAGGCGAAACCUCCUUCGGAGUCUUCAGAGCAAGUGGCACCAACUGUUGAACAGCCUGCACCCAAUCCUGCUGGACCCACUACUACUGCACCUCAGGCGCCAGGUGAAAUGGGCACUUUGGAAUUCCCUUCUCCUUCCGACUUGAACACACGCCUUCGGCGCAUCAUUACCAUGUACCAAAGGAACCACAAAAAAAGGGAGCUCAUCAAUGCUCAGCGUGCAAGGAACACAGCCUACCAGAUUUUAACGGCUAUUCAGGUGGAGGGUUUUAACUUUGUAAAUCGAAUGGAAAGAAGAGAGAAGUUUGAAGCUGCCAUUCGCGAAAGGGAAAUACGUAGACUUGAAACUCAGCAGAGGUGGUCAAGACGAGAAGAAGCAGAGUUCUAUCGAGCAGUGUCAUGCUAUGGUGUGGACUAUCGGCGCCAGGAGCAACGCUUUGUGUGGGAUGGCUUUCGUACAGUAGGCCGUCUUGAGCGCAAACGAGAUGACACUUUGACCGAGUACUUCCGUGCCUUUCGUGCGAUGUGCCGGCGUGUAUGUGGGCGCAAGCUAGGCGAGGAAGAUGAGAACCUGCAGUACGUCGUUGAGCCAAUAUCUGAAGAGAGAGCCACACGCUGUUUGCAACGUAUUGAGCUGCUGAGUAAAAUAAGGGAAGAGAUUCUGCCACAUCCUGAAUUGGAUGAGAGACUGAAACUGUGUCAGCCUUCUAUGGACCUUCCGGACUGGUGGAUAUGUGGACGGCACGAUAAAGAUCUGCUCAUUGGUGCAGCUAAGUAUGGCUUAAGCAGAAUGGAUUAUCAUCUGCUAAAUGAUGGAGAACUCUCUUUCCGUGAAGUUGUUCGUGCACAGUCUGCAUCAAAGCCUCCUGUGGUGAUUGUUGGGCAUCAUGGGCACCCUUUCCCUGUGGCAUCUACUACAGUGGAUGUUGCAGUGCCAGCCAUAUUAAAAGCAGCUGUUGACAGCGACCUAGAAGUGUGUCCCGAGAUGGUUACUCAAACUGCUGUGGCUCCUCCUGCAUCAAAGGAUGAAAGUGCUGUUCUUCCUGAGGCAGUUGACAGUAAGGCCAACAAUUCGAGUGCAAAUGAGAUGCCUGCCUGUGAAACUUCGGGGGAAGCUGAUAAGUUGGCUCUUAGCGAAGACAGUGUUUUGGAAGUGGCAAAAACACACGAAGAAGAUGCUGUCCCGCCAGGCGCUGUAAAUGUGAAGUCUGAAGAAGCCAGCUCACCCAAAGCUUCUUUUCAAGAAGAUGAGGCAUUGGACAAAGGAGAACAUAGCCAUAAGUCUCUUGAACAUGAAGAGCCUUCUAUGAAAAACAAUAUUGAAGAGAAACCUGUGCAAGCAGUGGAAGGCAAUGAAGGAAACAAUGACGUGGUGCUUUUAGCCGAUGAGCCUUCCAAAGUUCAGGCUUUAGAGCAGCCACUUGAGGAAAGCAGUACAAAGGAGCAGCCUGUUGAACUAGAUGAGUUGCCUUUAGAAGAACCAAAGAAAAGUGAAGAAAAGAGUAUGGACGUUGUUCCUGAAAAACAAGAUGAACCUGACAAAGUUCUUUCUGAGCCUACGGAGAUGGAAGCAACAGAAGGAAAGUCAGUGGACAUAAAUGACGAAGCCAAAGAUGAGGAACCCCAGAAGACAAGUACUGCUGAAGAGAGCCAACAGCAGCAGCCUGCUUCUGACAACUCUACUGUGCAGGGGGCUUUGUCUGCGUCACUAGGGUUCACACCAUUGGAGAUGUCUGUACCAGGAGUUGUGCCUCCACCCCCCGUAGAAGACGACAAUUCAAAGACUGAUGUUGAGAAGACUGAUACAGAGCAAGACCCUGUUGAAAUGGUUCCUAGUGGCACAAGAAUGCCUCUCUCUGGAUUUCCACCAUUCCGUGUUCUCACUCCACAGUUGACUGAAGAAUCUCAGGAAGCAAACUCACAGCAGGAUGACGUUUUAAGUCAAGAGAGUUUCAACUUGGAUGGAGAAGGUGGAACAGAGCCACCAGUUGUACACUUCAUGGCUCACUCCACUCGCAAUCCAGUUCGGUGGCCGAAGAGCACUCCCCAAUAUUGCAUCCUUCAUAGCCGAGAGUACAACUUUCAGAUGGACAAAGUACUUCAGAUUCGAUUGGAAUACAUUGUACAUGCUGUGGAGAAAAAGGAGUGGCCGGUACCUCGCCAAGGUUUCACCUUGUUGCCAGCUACUCCGACAGAGUCUCCUUCAUCACCUGUGGCCUCAUCAGUGGCAUCUGGCUCUGAACAAACCCUGCAUGCCACUCCUGAGCACAUAUCCACUCCUGUGAUCAUACGAGAGCAGCACCCUCCACCACCCCCACCACCACCACCCCCACCCCCUCCUCCACCUCCUCCACCUCCACCAGUUAUCCUUCCUGACAUGACAGCAAGGCUUUCCCCAGCACUUGUUACACCAAGUGUGGCAGCCACUGCAGCCGGCAUUGCAGCAUCAACUACUGUCACCUCGUCAGUGGAUAUGCCUCCAGUUGUGUCUGUGUCUGCUGGUCGCCACAGUCCUAUCCCACCAUCACCGAAUGAUGACUUGCUCAUAGGCACAAGGCGGAGAAGAAGGAGACGAAGGUUCGAAAUAGAGGCAGAGAGAGCCAAGCUACGAGCACUCCUGUCCCAUAACUUGCAACAGCAGCAACUGAAGCAACUCCAGCAGUUUCUGGCACCUCCUCCACCACCCAGCACCAGCAGCCUGUCCAGCGCACUAGCCACGGCCACAUCUACCAUGAGCACAGUGGCCCCAAGUAUACCAGCCAGUGUGGUGGCCACUGCAGCCGCUGCCGUUGUCACUGCAUCCACAGUAACAACACCUCAGCCGGCGCACCGUGAAGAGCCGAGCAAGGCUCCCCCGCCACCACCUGCCCACCAGGGUUCAUCGUCAGUGCGGGGAGGAGGACCACCGGCCAGUGCGCUGGGCAUGCUGGAUCUGCGGGUCAAAGCAGCACCCACGCCGCCUCCUGCCAAGGCCAGCACACCAGCCCCACCUUCCGAGGAGCCACCCAUGGACUUGAGUUCGGGGGGCUCAAUGCCUGCCACAACGUCAAAUUUAUGUGCAGCAGCUACCAUGGUGCCGUCAGUGCGAUCGGCCCUGCUCAAUGGUGCUGUGGCAGCCAGUCGGGGACGGGGAGGCGGGCGGGGGCGGCGUUCCGGUGGCAGUCGCAUCGAUGCCCUGGCCCUCAACCUGCAAGCGCGCAAGCAGCAGCAGCUGCGUGAGGAGCACAAGCAGCCAGGCUCGAGUGCAGAUGAGAGGGAAGAUUCAGAUGCCUCAUCAACCACCUCAGCUCCAGCUGUGCCCCCACCGGCACCAAUGGCGCUGCCUAUGUCAGGUGGAAAGCUGCAUGUAGAUGAAAAGGAGUUGGAGCGGCUGCUGGCAAGAAAGAGCCGCCACGAGGAGCCUCCCAAAUCCCACAAAAGCACUACAGUGCCCUUGUCUCUGUCUUCUAUGCUGUCAUCAAGCGUUAUGCCUCAUGGUGCAGACGUUCCCAGCAGCAGUCGACAAGUCAGGGACAUCCCCAGUCUGAGCAGCGUGGCUACUAGCCUCCCUGGCGCGAACAAGGCUGUGGAUUCUCGCGGUGGCUCUUCAGCCCUUCAGCAACAGCAGCAGCAGCAGCAGCAGGCGGCAGAGCAGGCCUCGGCGGCAGCAGCCAUGCACCAGGACCUCAAACGUUGGUUGGAUGACCAUCCUGAGCUGAUGGCCAGCCACCCAAGUCUGACAGCCGCUGCAGCGGCCAUGGCCUUUUCGCCCAUGCCCUCUCUGUCAAGCCAUCAGCUGGAGUUGCUCGAGUUGCCCGAGUCAAGGCGAAGGGGCAGGAGACCUCGGUUGGACCCUAGCAAGCUGGAUCCGCACUGCCUCACCGGAGAUGAGAAUGUCUCUGUGAUCAAUCGGCUGACCGGGAAGAAGAUCACUGGAAGCAAGGCACCUCCUCUGAAGCACCUUGCCGAGUGGUUAGAGAAAAACCCCAUGUUUGAUGUUGACCCAAAAUGGUCACAGCUUGUCAAGGAACGGAGGUGGUUGCAGCAGGCAAAACAAAAUGAAGAUGCGAAAAACCAGAUGUCUCAGUCAACAUCUGCAAGGCGCAAACGUGGUCAUCUUCCGGAUAUGCCAAAGGAGCGCAUGGCAGUCCCCGAGAGCAAGCGCGGCAGGAGGACGGCUGCGUCCCUCUUGUCGAGCCUGCAUCAGUCUGGUCUCGGGGGAGCCUCCUCAUCUUCUGGUGGCGCGGCGAACCUCGGGUUUCCCUCUACCUCCGCCCUGAACCCUCUGAGCUUCAGCAGCAGCAUGCUGGGAAACUUUCCAGGGCUCAAAUUCUUUAUGGAGCCCGGCAAGUCGUCAGCAGCCGUGACAUCCCCAUCAACGUCAUCGGCCACGCCCCCUCUCUUUUUGCCCUUUGGCGGCCUGGCAGGCAUGGGAUUGGCCAAUCCUCUGUUCAGCUUCCCCGGCCUGGGCUUCCAAGGCCUACCCUUUGAGGAGGCCAAGGAAACCAAGGCCCAAGAUGGUGAGCGGGCCCCCAGCAAGGAGCGCCAUAGCAAGGGUACCCCCAGCAGCAGCGCCAGCAGCAGCGCAAACCUUCCCACCUCGUCAGCCAGCUUAGCCUCCACAUCUUUUCCUUUCCUGUACCCCUCAGGACUGCUCUACAAUCCCUUGGGCCUGGGUGGCUUCUCUCUACCCACCAACAUGUCAGCCUCGUUUGCCUCUCUGGCCCAGGCAGGCCUGGUGAAUGGCCUCGGGGGGCUGGGUAGUGUCAUCUCAUCAGCGGCAGGCAAGGCCCCUUCAGCAUCCCUGGCCAGCUCAAGGCGGCCUGCCGCACCCUCGGUCACAUCUGCCCUCGGGGCUGGCCUGCGCAGCAGUGUGCUUCCUCCUCCACCAUCCACCACUACUGCUCGCCGGCCAGCACCUAUCCCCCCACCAACCCUUGACUCUGAUGAUGAGAGUCUCAUGGGCAAUGACAUGGACGACCUGGAUGAUCUCGAUGACCGCGACAACUCGGAUGAGCUAGAUGAUGAACCAGACCACAAGCGGCCACGUGAGGAGCGGUCCAGCAAAAAGCCAGAACCGCAUGACAAGGUUGCUUCAUAGCUGGCCUCCACGGACAUUAACUUGGGGUCUGGCUUGGGAGGCACCUCUGGGUUUCUCUUUUGUACUGUUUGUUGUAUUUAUGGUUGGUCACUGGAAAGACUCGCAUUUGGUUGAAAAACCUCUGUCCUGUAUGGAUGCUGCACCUUUGUUCUCCAUUUAGAUGCCUUGUUCGUUGUAUUUAGUUUAUCGGUUUGAACAGGCUUUUUCAUUUUUUCUCCUCCCUUUCCUUCCCUUUUAUACAUCUACGGGUUUCUCUACAGUGCAAACACGUGAAGCAAUGGGCUUCUUGCAUAGCACAUUUCAUUUGUCUAAAUUCAUGUAUUGGUGUUGCUCUUUAUGCUGGUUGAUUAUGAAUUUUUUCAUUUGGUGAAGCAAGCAACAGGCACCUCACUGCUUGGCCAUGUGUGACCAUUUAAAGUCCCAUCACUUAAAUGUUUCUUACGGGUGAGACAUUCCUGAAGCUUUCUUUAUACUUUUUCUUGCUUUUCUUUCUGCAUCUGCUUAUAUUUUAUGUACCUCUCAAAAAGCACGUACUUACAGAAGGCGAAGUAAAUGUCGCAUUACGUGAGCUGAGAGGAACAUGAAAUUAUCCUUUGCGGCAACAUUUUAAGGAAUGUGUAAAUAAUAGUUGUCCUUAACAUGUGGCUCGCACAAGAAUUUGCAGGUGAAAUUAGGGAAAUAGACCAUCACAGUUAAUGACACGUUUUGUCUCCAGAUGGUAUCCUUUCUGCAAACUUCAUAUACACCUGUGCUUUGGUACUUUGGUUUCCUUUUUAUGCUUUUGCCACAGUAUAAUUGUGUGUGUGCAUGUGUGUGUGUGUGUGGGUGUGUGUGUGUGUGUGUGUGCGUGCGUGCGUGCAUGCAUACAUGGUUAGAAUGAAUGGCUCUCGUUGAAAUCUCACAAUGUAUUUAUUUUUUACUCAUUUGAAGGUCAUGGGAGUGUAGGCCACACUUUAUGAACAGAACUGUGGUAGCAUUGUUGUCAAGGUGUUUUGUUUUCUUCUAAUCUACUUUACAGAAAUUGAAUGCAGGACGAAGAAAAAUCCUGCUUUUUAAAGUUUGUUUUUAACUGGGUAUUGUAAGCAAGAUUCAGAAAGCCGUGGAGUGGGCUCCUAAUGUGCAUCUUCGUGGCCCCUUUUAGUGCACAUCGGAGACCAGCGUCUGCAUUGUUAGGAUUUUAAGACGUGCUUAGGGUCAUGUCUGGUGGCAUUGUACAAAGAAUUUGCGGUUGUGUACAGAUAUCGUCCUCCGCCCUCUUGCCCCGUGCAGCUUGUUUUGCUAAACAUCCAUGUCAUGAAAUAGGAAAAUGCUAUCUGCCAUUGAUUGAACUGACAAAGGCACUGAAGGAUUCUGACGACACAUUUUGACCUGCUUCUGUCAGAACAGCUGUUCUAAAAAAAAGGUUAUUUUGGACAUCUUAUAUAUAUAUAUAUAUAUAAUGUACACACACGCAUACAUAUAUAUAAUUAUAUACAUUACACAUGCAUUUCCUCCUUAGAUUUUUUUUUUUUUUUCCUAGACAUCUUUUACUUUGCCUUCAGGUGCAGGGCAGGGGCAUUCUUAUUGACCAUUUUGUGUAAGAUUACUUGAAUGUGUGCGUCGUCUUGUCAGCGGUUCAGACAUGAUGAAGCAUUUGUGUAUAGCUGUGAAACCAUUGUAAAAGUUCUACGAACAAGUAAUAUUGUAUGUUUCUACUUGUUUUUAAAGGGCACUGUGGUAGUGCUGCUUUAUUCCUAUUUUUCCAUUAAGUUUUGACUGCUUUUAUGUUCUGUGGCUUUCUCUGCAUACUCAGUUUCUGUUGCAUACACCAACUUUUUUUUUAUAUAUAUAUAAAUAUAAUAGUGCCUUCUUUGCACCACUGUCCUUGUUUUGUAGCUGAGUUUUUAUGUUGUCAUUUAUUGACAGAGAACUUAUAUGCAAUGCCUGCCUUUGCUUUAUUUCUUUAACCACAGUGUAAAAUUUAUUUAUUUGCUGCUUUGCUCUGCAGUUUUGUUGAUGUUAGCUUGAGGUGAGUCGACCUGGUCACCUCAUUAGCGUUGGAGUAAGGUAGUUGUGUGAGCUGAGAAUGCGUGUCCCUUUGCCCUUCAGUCCUUUUUAUUUUCUCAUCAUUUUUUAGUCAGCUUAGAGGUAGCUAUCUCAGAAGGCGGGCACGGAGAAGUCUACAAGAGUCGUGCCUUCUGUGUCGACAAAGGAAACCCUGUACAUGCAGUGUUGGUGGGGAAAAAAAAAAAAAAAAUUAAAAUAAGCGACGUUGGACUUUUUGUGACACCAACAAUGUCAUAGUGCAUGAGUGAUGCAACCUUUCAUAUAGUGUUUGUACAAGUGUAUGAAAUUAAAUCUUGAAAGUGAAAGAACAA